AUGGAUUCACUUGAUGCCCAAAGGAAAUACCUGGUGACCUGCUCGGAGUCCCUUAUAUUAAGCCAUGGACAGGGACCAGGUUUGGACCUGGUGGAGAAAGAGACUGACCCUCAACAGGUUGUUAUGGUCAAUCUGAGCUGCUUACUGCUGAAAAACUUGGAUAAUGUGGGAAGCUGCAGGUCACUAAGAGUAUGCAUCUUGGCGGACAAUUUUAUAUCCACGAUAGAUGCUCUCAUCGCAUGUGUGCAUAUAGUGAAGUUGGAUCUUAAAGGAAAUCAGAUAACCCAACUCCCCGGCGUAGUGUUCUGGGACAGCCUGAGACGACUCCAGCUGCUCCAUCUCCAUGACAACAACAUGGGGACUAGAAAGAACAUUGAGGGGUUGUCAGGCUGUCCUAACCUCACAGCAUUGACCCUCUAUGACACACCGCUCAGCCUAAAGGGAAACUACAGACACUGCAUCAUCAACAGCAUCUGGUCACUGAAGGCUCUGGAUAACUUUGUGGUCUCUGACGAGGAGAUCAUUGAAAACUGGAUCCUCCCUCUGCAUUUCAAAACCCUCUGUCAUAAUUUUUACUUGAACCUCUAUCCAGCAGCUAAGAUGGGGCCUUAUCAGAGUGAAAUGAGAGCAAUCCAUAAGAUUAUAUCAGAGGUCAAUAGGAUCCAGUCCGUUUAUUCUCCAACGUUGAUCAUCCAACGGUGGAUCAGGGGACAUCUGACCAGAAAAAGGCUUGGACUUGUCCCUGCUGUGCCGAGCCGGGAGAGGUUCAGCAUCAGAGUCCAUCUGUCCCCCAUUGCCUCUGUGGAGACAGACAGUCAACAGACCCAGGAGGAGACAUGGGUCAAAGAGUGCACAGCUAAACAGCACCUGCAGGUUUUACAAGAGGUGGUGACAAGCCAGGCGUCUUUAGAGGCCAAGAAACAGAAAGACAUCAGUCCUCCGCAUAACACCCCUCAGAACAGUAAGACCAUGAGGUCCAACAGAGCCAAGUACAGUGAGGCGGAAAGAGACUUCAGUGCUGCAGAGGAGUUCUAUGAAGAGAAGCUUGGGAAAAUGUGUUUCCGCCUCAUCGGCUUCAAGGCUCUGGUCCACCAGGUCGAGCCUGUCAGCAACAUGCUCAUCUCCCGGCAGCAGGGGGGACGGGACAUCCGCAGCGCCAUCCGCCUGUUCCACACACAGCGUCCCGAGACACCCAAGCUGCCCCACCCUCGACCACCCCUAAUCAACGCCGAGAAGCGUCUGAUGGGUCGCUGCCUUGGCUCCAUCAGCCUAGCCCCCUUCCAGGUGAUCCAGCGGGCCUACCGGAUGAGGGAGCAGGCCGAGGCCCUGCAGAGGAGGGCCCAGCAGGUGGCCCAUUCCCAGGCUCGGAGGGAGGGCGCCCAGGGCCAGCGCCACGGCCUCCUGGAGGCCCGCAGGGAGGUAGUGCUCCAGGUGAGAGAGAAGGAGCAGAAGGAGGUGGAGGGGGCCCUGGCCCUGCUGAGAGCUAGCCGGGACAGGGAGGUGCAGGAGGUCAGGCAGAGACACGCUGUGUUCCUGGAGGAGAAGAGGAGGCGUGCAUCGGAACGGGCCAUGGUUGUCGCCUUCAGCAGGCAGCAUGCCUUCCUGUCCAAGACGGUCAACAGGCAUGCUGUGCGGCAGAGGCAGAGUCACGCCCAGCAGGAGAGGAGUGUCAUGGUUGCCAGCAGCAGGCAGCAGUCCAGGAUUCAGAGGGAACGCAUAAUGGGAUGCAUAGAGGACAGGCAACAGUCUCUAAAGGAGGAGGCCAUUACAUCCAGAGUGAACAGAGACACUUAUCUGGCCACGAAGCACACCAACCAACUCCUCCGAGCCCAGGAGAGAGUGGCCAGUGUGAAGGCCAGCCAUGCCAAGAUGGAGGUCCUGCAUCCUGUACCGGUCAACCAGACUGCCUGA
Salvelinus namaycush (lake trout) is the source of this 1911-nucleotide messenger RNA. It is a transcript of the gene lrriq3, whose product is annotated as leucine rich repeats and IQ motif containing 3. Bases 1 to 1911 code for a protein of 636 amino acids. The record is from RefSeq and is a predicted model, not a curated record. The transcript is spliced from 7 exons. Lineage: Eukaryota; Metazoa; Chordata; Actinopteri; Salmoniformes; Salmonidae.